AUGCACUUUGUAACUCUGUCGACUGCUCUAGCGCUCGUCGCGCUCACAUCGGCCAGCCUCACAUACCGCGGUGCGGAUAUCUCGUCUCUACUUCUUGAAGAGUCCUCCGGCAUUUCGUACAAGGAUGUAAACAGCAAUUCCGACAGUCUCGAGUCCAUUCUUGCCGGACAUGGAGUCAACACAAUUCGCCAACGGCUAUGGGUGAAUCCGUCCGAUGGUUCUUACGAUCUGCAAUAUAACCUAAAAUUAGCGCAACGGGUAGUGGACGUUAAUAUGAAAAUAUAUCUUGAUAUGCAUUUGAGUGAUACGUGGGCGGAUGGGUCACAUCAAACGACACCAUCUGGCUGGUCGACUACCGAUAUCGACACGCUGGCGUGGCAGGUGUACAACUACACUCUAAACGUCUGCGACUCGUUCUCCUCAGCAUCAAUCCCUCUAGAAAUCGUAUCUAUCGGCAAUGAAAUCCGUGACGGUCUUCUCUGGCCGCUGGGCUCAACAAGCAGUUACUACAACAUCGCGCGUCUGCUGCACUCAGCGGCCUGGGGCAUCAAAGACUCUAGCAUCACCCCCAAGCCGCAGAUCCUCAUCCACCUCGACAACGGCUGGGACUGGGAGGAGCAGUCAUAUUUCUACACGACUGUGCUCGGCGAGGGACCCUUAUCCAGGUCCGACUUCGACUUGAUUGGCGUCAGCUACUAUCCAUUCUACGGCUCAGGCGCAACGCUGGCCGCACUCAAGUCUAGUCUGAGCAAUCUCGCGGCGGCGUAUGGCAAGGGAAUUGUUGUUGCCGAGACUAAUUGGCCGUAUGCAUGUUCCAGCCCGAAAUACGCGUUUCCUUCGGACUUGACCAGCAUCCCAUUCUCUGCGGCCGGCCAGGCGACGUUUAUGACUGACUUGGCGGAUGUAGUGGCGGGAACGACUAAUGGCUUGGGUCUGUUUUACUGGGAGCCCGCCUGGAUUGGAAAUGCGGCACUUGGGUCAAGCUGUAGCGAUAAUCUGCUGGUGGAUUGGUCAACAGAUGUAUUUAGGACAAGCGUGGAGGUAUACUCGACAAUCUGA
Talaromyces proteolyticus is the source of this 1059-nucleotide messenger RNA. RefSeq names its product arabinogalactan endo-1,4-beta-galactosidase gala. The coding region runs from base 1 to 1059 and encodes 352 amino acids. Gene Ontology annotation, molecular function: glucosidase activity. NCBI's taxonomy places the organism in Eukaryota, Fungi, Ascomycota, Eurotiomycetes, Eurotiales, Trichocomaceae. Gene Ontology annotation, biological process: pectin catabolic process. The transcript is spliced from 2 exons. The record is from RefSeq and is a predicted model, not a curated record.